AUGAACUCAAAAUAGUUAAAAUUUUAAAUAGAAAUUGAAAAUCAAAACAAGGAGAACAAAGAUUACUAAGAGAGACAGGGAUUUCAUAAAUAAAGAAUCAAUCGUAUCCCUCUUACAGACAUUACUGAUGCAUUAUAUCCUUAGAGAAGAUAAGGGAGCUCAUAACUUCUUGAAUGGAAUCAAUUAAAGCUCUCCCCCACUAUUUAAUUGAGAUGA
Molecule: messenger RNA, 216 nt
Organism: Paramecium octaurelia
Lineage: Eukaryota; Ciliophora; Oligohymenophorea; Peniculida; Parameciidae
Source: the annotation of a GenBank genome assembly